This is a messenger RNA of Xenopus laevis (African clawed frog), 2776 nucleotides long. RefSeq names its product sodium channel, non voltage gated 1 alpha subunit L homeolog (gene scnn1a.L). The record is from RefSeq and is marked provisional. Lineage: Eukaryota; Metazoa; Chordata; Amphibia; Anura; Pipidae. Gene Ontology annotation, cellular component: cytoplasm; sodium channel complex; motile cilium. Gene Ontology annotation, biological process: sodium ion transport; sodium ion transmembrane transport. Gene Ontology annotation, molecular function: ligand-gated sodium channel activity; sodium channel activity.
AAUGAAGUAAAAACAACCAGAGGACGCCUGGAGAUAUCUGAGACAGAGAAAAAGCAAACCAGGAUGACUAAGGAGGAGAAGAAUGAGAAGGAGGCCCUCAUUGAGUUCUUUUCCUCAUACCGGGAACUGUUUGAGUUCUUCUGCAGCAAUACCACCAUCCAUGGGGCAAUACGGUUGGUCUGUUCCAGGAGGAACCGCAUGAAAACGGCCUUCUGGCUUGUGCUCUUCUUGGUUACGUUUGGCCUAAUGUACUGGCAGUUUGGCCUCCUCUUUGGUCAGUACUUCAGUUACCCAGUCAGCAUCAACCUCAACGUCAACUCAGAUAAACUUCCUUUCCCGGCUGUGACCGUAUGCACCUUAAACCCAUACAGGUACAAAGCGAUUCAGAAUGAUCUGCAGGAACUGGACAAGGAGACCCAAAGGACCUUGUAUGAGCUCUAUAAAUACAAUUCAACUGGGGUGCAAGGAUGGAUUCCUAAUAACCAGAGAGUUAAGAGGGAUAGAGCAGGACUCCCGUACCUACUUGAGUUGGUGCCUCCAGGAUCUGAGACCCACAGAGUGUCCCGGAGUGUGAUAGAAGAAGAAUUACAAGUCAAACGCAGGGAGUGGAAUAUUGGCUUUAAGCUGUGCAACGAGACGGGGGGCGACUGUUUUUACCAAACCUACACUUCAGGUGUGGACGCCAUACGUGAAUGGUAUCGCUUUCAUUAUAUCAAUAUCCUCGCUCGUGUACCCCAAGAAGCAGCGAUUGAUGGGGAACAACUGGAGAACUUCAUCUUUGCUUGCAGAUUUAAUGAGGAAUCCUGUACCAAAGCGAAUUACUCAAGUUUUCACCAUGCGAUAUAUGGGAAUUGCUACACCUUUAACCAAAACCAAAGUGACCAAUCGAACCUGUGGAGUUCUUCCAUGCCCGGAAUCAAAAAUGGUCUAACCCUUGUCCUUCGGACUGAGCAGCAUGAUUACAUUCCUUUACUUUCCUCGGUGGCUGGAGCAAGAGUUCUUGUCCAUGGACACAAGGAACCAGCCUUCAUGGAUGACAAUGGUUUUAAUAUUCCUCCGGGGAUGGAGACCUCCAUUGGAAUGAAAAAGGAAACAAUCAAUCGCUUGGGUGGGAAAUACAGCGACUGCUCUGAAGAUGGAAGUGAUGUUGAUGUGAAGAAUUUGUUCCAAAGCGAGUACACGGAGCAGGUCUGUGUCCGUUCUUGUUUCCAGGCUGCUAUGGUUGCCCGUUGUGGCUGCGGCUAUGCUUUCUAUCCACUUUCCCCUGGAGACCAAUAUUGUGAUUACAAUAAGCACAAAAGCUGGGGCCACUGCUACUAUAAGCUUAUUACUGAAUUCACUUCAAACAAACUGGGCUGUUUUACCAAAUGCCGCAAACCGUGUCUGGUGUCAGAGUAUCAGCUGACUGCAGGUUAUUCCAAAUGGCCGAACAGAGUGAGCCAGGAUUGGGUGCUUCACACACUGUCCCGACAAUACAACCUGACGGACAGAAAUGGAAUCGCUAAACUGAACAUUUACUUUGAGGAACUGAAUUAUAAAACCAUUCUGGAGUCCCCAACAAUAAAUAUGGCGAUGCUUCUCUCCUUGCUGGGCAGCCAGUGGAGUCUCUGGUUUGGCUCCUCCGUUCUUUCCGUGGUGGAGAUGCUAGAGCUGGUCAUUGAUUUUGUCAUCAUUGGGGUAAUGAUUCUGCUACAUCGUUAUUACUACAAACAGGCCAAUGAAGGUGAAGAAACUACAGUGGUUCCAACCCCGGCACCAGCCUUUGCUGAUCUAGAACAGCAAGUUCCUCACAUUCCUCGUGGUGAUCUCUCCCAGCGCCAGAUAAGUGUGGUUGCAGAUAUCACUCCUCCACCAGCGUAUGAAAGCCUGGACCUGAGGUCUGUAGGGACAUUAUCCUCUCGCUCAUCCAGCAUGCGCAGCAACAGGUCCUACUACGAGGAGAAUGGAGGUAGAAGGAACUGAGAGAGGUUGGGGGAAAAGAAAAGAGAUCUAGAGCAUGAAAUGUGUUGGAAAUGGGGAGAAAUUCUGAGUACUUUGCCACCUGGAGCUGUUAAUUGUUAGGAUUGCAGAUUGCCUAGAAUCACUUUGUUUGUCAAUGCCCUUAAAGCAGAACUAAACCCUAAAAAUUAAUAUGGCUAAAAAUGGCAAAUUUUAUAUAGUGAACUUAUUGCACGGGGCUAAAGUUUGAGCUUGUCAAUAGCAGCAAUGAUCCAGGACUUCAAACUUGUCACAGGGGGUCACCAUCUUGGAAAGUGUCUGUGACACUCACAUGCUCAGUGGGCUCUGAUUGGCUGUUGAGAAGCUAAGCUUAGGGCUCGUCACUAAUUAUCCAGCAGAAAAUGAGCUUCCCUGGCUGUAAUAUAAGCUGAUGCUACAGGUUUGCUGAUUAUUCAAUUCUGAUGUUAAUUGCACUGGUUUCUGUGCUGCCAUGUAGUAAUUAUCUGUAUUAAUUACUAAUCAGCCUUAUAUUGUGACAUUUCUAUUCUAUGUGUACUGUAUAUUGUGAGUGGCUCCCUAAGCUCAGUAAGUGACAGCAGCACGGAGCAUGUGCAGUGAAUCAGCAGAAAAGAAGAUGGGGAGCUACUGGGGCAUCUUUGGAGACACAGAUCUUUACUGCUAAAGGGCUGUGGUUGCCUUGGGCUGGUACAGAAGCACAAAACAUCAUGUACAACAUUUCUAGCUACUUAUUUAGUUAGGCUUUAGUUCUCCUUUAAAUGGGAAUAAUCACCUUACUAUAUUGUAUAUCAGAAAUAAACUUGCAUUGCUUCUGUAGACA